Anopheles moucheti is the source of this 3633-nucleotide messenger RNA. Its product is annotated as sodium-dependent nutrient amino acid transporter 1-like. The transcript is spliced from 4 exons. Gene Ontology annotation, cellular component: membrane. The record is from RefSeq and is a predicted model, not a curated record. NCBI's taxonomy places the organism in Eukaryota, Metazoa, Arthropoda, Insecta, Diptera, Culicidae. Gene Ontology annotation, molecular function: L-amino acid transmembrane transporter activity. Gene Ontology annotation, biological process: sodium ion transmembrane transport. Bases 1119 to 2984 code for a protein of 621 amino acids.
UCCAGUUUUGCAUUUAACGACGGUGAGAUGCACUUUUUAUCUAAAUUGGGAACAAAAUUCCCCAUUUCAAGUUUUCGGGGCUCGCCACGAUCAUGAAUUUUUAAUCCAACCUUUGAUUGAAUUCCAUAUGCGUAUGUGUGUGUGUUUGUAUGUAUGCGUAAGCACAUUAGCAAAAACAAAAUCCCCAGAACGUACCUCCGAGACAAUCUAAGAGCGCUAUGCCAUCCCCUUCCAGCGCUACGGGAGUUUAAUCGUUCACCUGUGUACCGACGUACGGCGCCCCGUCCACGUCCAAACGGGGCGGCUGAUUAGAAUCGGCGAGCACUGGGUCGAUGGCUAUAAACUAAUUGCCGCCGACAUCGGUGCACCUCACUAGCAAGCGAGCGUUCAAGUUGAACGGACACAACCGCUCCCGGGUGGCUUUUGCGAUCGAUCUGGAGAUCGAGAUUGUCGGAGUGUUGGUUGUUACCUGUUGCGAUAGAAUUGCGGUAGAAACCCGGGUGCCACAGUUUGCAGUUUCAGCAAACGAGUUGAAGAAUUAUCUUGGAAUAAGAAUAGUGGGCAAUAUUCCGUUACUAAGCGUAGUACUAAUCAUUCGCUGUGAGUGUGUAGGAAGUGACCGACCGCAAUCACUACUCGGUACGAAAGGUACGAAAAACUCCUCAAUACCGUGAAACCUCCAUUUGGAUGCGUAUCAGUGCUCGAUCAACUGCCCAAGCGUGUGUGUGAGUGUAUCUCAGUGGCGCUGUCCUUCGUACGGUACUAGGUCCUUGAGAAGUGUCUGUUUUUCGUCACGCUUCAGUGCGGAUACAGUGUGCCGAAUUCGGAGUUCGCAAUCAGACAACCAACAACAAAAAAACCGCAACAAAUGCUCACCGCAUGAUCGUGCCUCGUUCAAGCAGGUGUAAAUUAGAACCGGGUACUAGUGGAUCUGUUGAUGCAUUAACUUAGGCUAUUAAUAAAAAAAAACAACGGAUGCCCUUCGCCAAACAACGAUUGUGGUGUUUUGUGGUGAAAAUUUUAUAUUGUAAUUGUGUCUAUUGUGCCCGGGACACGUGCUGAAUUGAUUUUACACCAGUACAGUGAGCAAGCACCAACAACCUCGCAUAACGAUCGCAAUGUCCGGUGCGGACAAUCCUGGUUUCGUGACAGCAGAUGAUGCCGGACUGCCAGCGGGCGAGUCACAGAAUGACUCAAAACCACCGCCAGUUUUGGAACAGCUCGAAAAACCACCAGCCGUCGAGCGGGAAAAAUGGGACAAGGGUGUCGAGUUCCUGAUGUCCUGCAUCGCACUGUCGGUAGGGCUGGGCAACGUGUGGAAGUUCCCGUCGACCGCGUUCCGUAAUGGUGGCGGUGCGUUCGUUAUACCGUACCUGAUUGUGCUGCUCGUUGUGGGACGACCGAUCUACUACCUGGAGAUGGUGAUGGGACAAUUUUCGAGCCGUGGCAGCGUAAAGGUGUACGAUGUGUCGCCCAUCAUGCGAGGUAUCGGUAUCGCACAGAUGGUUUCGAUUUGCGUGGUGAUCGUGUACUACGCGGCAACGAUCGCGACAGCAAUCCGAUUUUUCAUCGCCUCCUUCGAAAGCCCGCUACCGUGGGCGAGUUGUGACGUAAGCUGGACCGGCCUCAACUGUGUCAACUCCUCCAAUUCCGGCCCAACGCCGGCAUUCAACAACUCGCUGCCGAUAAAAACAUCCGCCGAGCUGUUCUACACACACUCCGUCACCGGUGAAGGACUGCUCGUAGAGGGUGAGUUCGGUGUACCCGACUGGAAGCUAACGCUCUGUCUGCUGUUCAUCUGGGUCGCGAUGACCAUCAUGAUGGUGAAGGGCAUCCGCGGAUCGGGCAAGGUUGCCUACUUUCUUGCCCUCUUCCCGUACGUCGUGCUGAUCUCGUUCGCGGUGUAUGCGUUCACGCUCGACGGUGCCGGCGAGGGGCUGAAGUACUUCAUCACGCCCGACUGGGAUAAGCUGCUGAAUGCGGACGUCUGGAAGGAAGCCGUCUCGCAGUGUUUCUUCUCGCUGUCGAUCUGCUUUGGCGGUGUGAUUGCGUUCUCCUCGUACAACAACUUCAGCAAUAACAUCUACCGGGAUGCGAUGAUCAUUUCCUGGCUGGAUACGUUUACUUCCCUGCUGUCGGGCGCACUGGUGUUCUCAAUUAUCGGCCAUUUGGGCCACCUGACCAACGAAACGGACUACACGAAGGUGGUGAAACCGGGCAGUGGGCUUACGUUCAUCACCUACCCAGACGCGCUGGCGAAGUUCGAGCACGUGCCAAAUCUGUUCGCGCUGCUGUUCUUCUUCAUGUUGCUAACACUCGGUGUCGGCAGUUGUACCGGGCUUAUUAACAGUGUUUUGACGGCACUGCACGACAGCACACCGCGCCUAAAGUCCUGGAAGACGGUCGUCACGAUCGGCGUGCUCGGGUUUGCGCUGGGACUACUCUUCGUCACACCGUCCGGUUCCAAGAUGCUGGACUACUUUGACUACUAUGGUGUGCAGUUUGUGACGCUCACCUCCGCCAUCUUCGAGCUGUUUGCGUUCUGCUGGCUGUACGGAAUUCGUAAGCUUAGCAGAGACAUUCAGUUCAUGCUGCAGCGCCGGACCGGGUUCUUGUGGCGAUUCUGCUGGAAGCUGCUCACGCCGGUGAUGCUGAUCGUCGUGCUUAUUAUUGGGCUUGUAAAGAGCCAACGUCCGCAGGGUAUUGACGAUGUAUAUCAUGUUCUUGGAUGGUGCAUCUAUGUUGGAGCACUAGUACCCAUCCCGGUGUGGGCAUGGUUUGCCGUACGGAAGCGUAAUGAAUCCACCCUCAAGAAGCGCAUUGUUGCCGCCAGUAAACCCCUGUCCGAUUGGGGACCAGAAAGUUUGGAGGUGCGCAAACAAUACCUGGAGUUCUGCAGCAACUACCAACCGAUGGAUUCGCGCUGGACCAGGCUACGGCGGGUACUGCACCGAAAUGACAAAACCUAUCGCGUCUCCGUUUAACGCGAAGUUCGCUCUCUUAUCACCUCGGAAGCGCGUCCUCCUUGCGUCAGUAUUACCAGGGCACCAGUGCUAGCCUCUCCGAUGCAGCCGGAAACAACAGCUGAUCCGACAUUUUACUUUCCCAAACCCCACCGACGACGACCGGCUGGCGGAGAGAUUCCAUUCUAGCAUAUGCAGUUCCGUUCAUCGUCCGCACCCGCUGGGCUAAUGCCUUCCCUAAUCCCAAAUGGACGAUGAUGUAGUACCGUGUACUUUGUGUUAGCGAGCCAACCAAUGACGUUCACAUUCACUAUUGUUCUGACCAUUCUCGCCUCAGUGGAUAAUUAACCGUAUCGGCACGUCAAUGAGCGCAAUGCACAGGGCGGGCAGUUGUGGAAGCAUUGGAUUGUAUCAAGAUGAUCUUAAAGCUAGAAUUGUAAGGGAGCACUGCGAGGGCACUGGACCGUACCGUACCAGCGGUGUGCAAUGAAAGGAAAAGUUGACUCCACUCGCAAACGUCAGCGUCAGUGAAAAUAGUUUCCGCGGAUGGUAUCGUGAUAGUUUGUUUGUUAAAUGACUUUUUUAUUGUGCCACUGGACAAAGUAGCAACAAAUGUUGCAGCUAUUUAGCGUUUAAGUCUAUGACAGAUGGAAAUAAAUUAUAAUUAGUA